GAGGGGUGGCCGUGGGGCUGAGGCGCUGUCGGGGGCGUCUUGUAGGACUUGAGGUGAUCGGGGUGGCCCCUUAGAAGGAAGGGGUCGGCGGGUGACUGUGGGUCCGGAGGGGUCUCCAGGAGAGGGGCGCUCCAGAGGUUGGGCUGGGGGGCUCGGUGCCCUCGGGGUAACGCGGCGGAGCGGGGGGCUCGGAGCCGCCGCUGCUUCCCUCCCCGGGGCCUGCGGGCCCGUCCCGCCGGGGGAGCAUGGCCUGGGCGCUGAAGCUGCCGCUGGCCGACGAGGUGAUCGAGUCCGGACUGGUGCAGGACUUCGACGCCAGCCUUUCGGGCAUCGGGCAGGAGCUGGGAGCGGGGGCCUACAGCAUGAGUGAUGUCCUUGCCCUGCCCAUCUUCAAGCAGGAAGAGUCAAGUUUGCCUCCUGAAAACGAGAACAAAAUUCUGCCUUUCCAGUAUGUGCUGUGUGCUGCCACCUCCCCUGCUGUCAAGCUCCAUGAUGAAACACUCACCUAUCUCAACCAAGGACAGUCCUAUGAAAUCCGGAUGCUGGACAACAGGAAAAUUGGGGAGCUGCCAGAGAUUAAUGGGAAACUGGUAAAGAGCAUAUUCCGGGUGGUGUUCCACGACCGGCGGCUGCAGUACACAGAGCAUCAGCAGCUGGAGGGCUGGAGGUGGAACAGGCCUGGGGACAGGAUCCUGGACAUAGAUAUCCCAAUGUCUGUGGGCAUCAUUGGACCCGAGCAAAACCCAACCCAGCUCAACACAGUGGAGUUCCUAUGGGAUCCUUCAAAGAGGACUUCUGUGUUUAUUCAGGUUCACUGUAUCAGCACAGAGUUCACCAUGAGGAAGCAUGGGGGAGAGAAGGGGGUUCCCUUCCGUGUCCAGAUAGAUACAUUCAAGGAGAAUGAAAAUGGGGAGUACACAGAGCACCUGCACUCUGCCAGCUGCCAGAUCAAGGUCUUCAAGCCCAAAGGAGCUGAUCGGAAGCAGAAGACAGACAGGGAAAAGAUGGAGAAGAGAACACCUCAUGAGAAAGAGAAAUACCAACCUUCCUAUGAAACCACCAUCCUCACCGAGUGCUCUCCCUGGCCAGAGAUUACAUACGUCAAUAACUCUCCAUCUCCUGGCUUCAACAGUUCCCACAGCAGCUUUUCCAUUGGGGAAGGCAAUGGCUCUCCAAACCAUCAGCCUGAGCCACCCCCUCCGAUCACAGAUAACCUCUUGCCCACCAGCACACCCCAGGAGGCUCAGCAGUGGCUCCACCGAAACCGUUUCUCCACUUUUUCUCGGCUUUUCAGGAAUUUUUCAGGUGCAGAUUUACUGAAGCUGACCAGAGAAGAUGUUAUCCAGAUCUGUGGCCCUGCAGAUGGCAUUCGGCUCUUCAAUGCAUUAAAAGGAAGGAUGGUGAGGCCCAGACUGAAUUAUGUGUGUCAGGAAUCCCAGCAGCUGAGGGACCUCCAGCAGAAACAGGAGGAUGUGGACACAGUAACCAGCACUUUUUUUGUGUACCAUGCAAUUUAUCUGGAGGAAUUGACAGCACUGGAACUGACAGAAAAGCUGGCCCAGCUCUUCAGCAUCUCCUCCCAACAGAUCAGCCAGAUUUACAAGCAAGGUCCAACAGGGAUCCACGUGCUGAUCAGUGAUGAGAUGAUACAGAACUUCCAAGAUGAAUCCUGUUUCGUUCUGGACACCAUGAAAGCUGAAACCAAUGACAGCUACCACAUCAUCUUAAAAUAGGAGCAGAGGGAUGAGGAGUGCCCAUGAUGCUCUCACCACACCUGCAGAUCCAUCACUUCAGCACGAGGACACAAGCAGAGAUCUGGAAACUCCUUGGCACCCUCUGGAGAGACCCAGGACUGGGGUACACUCAGCUCUUUCCUGCAGGGGAAUCUCCUUGCUCUGAUGGCAUCUAAAAGGCCUUUGAGGCUAAAAUGCUGCUUAAUUGCUGGAGCUCUGAGCCUGAAGUUAUCAGCUCCUGGUGCUCUUGAGGAGAAAUUUGCCACUGGGACCCCCAGCCCUGCUUAGGGCUUUUUCCAUGGCAGAUGUGCUCUGCUUGUCUGAGAGGCAUCAGCUCCCCUGGCUCUUGUGGACUGGCAAAAAAAGAUAAAUCAGACUGGCCCAGCAAAAGCCAAGUGGCCUCUGGGCAUGUUGAGUCUCUGAGCCCCUGUGCUCUGUGCUGCUGGAGUGGCAGGGCAGGGCUGAGAGGGGUUUUCUGCAAAGAUUUUAUUAAGCUUCCAUUUCAUAUUGCAGCACAUCUGUUAGACAAAGGAAAUGACUUUGGUUUUCUCCUCUCCACCCACAAAAAAAAAGCAGUGUGUGUGUGCAGGGGGGGCUGUGGUGCCUCCUUCCCUCCCCAGUGGAAGGCUGGAAGGAUUUUUUUUUAUACAAGUUUAGUUGGACAAGGCUGGAUCAGAGUGUGGAGUGGAGCUGGAUAAAGGAAUAGCUGCCUAGGUUGGUCUGGGGGAUUCUUUUCUGCAUAUUUUAGGGAGAAAACAAAAAAAAAAAAAGACAACUCUGCUCAGAAUUUGGGGCAGUAGUUACCUGCUGCCCUUGUUUUCUCCCCCUACACCAUGGGGCAGCUUUGUGUCCACUGAGCAAAUCAAGAGGUUAUUGAGAGCUGCUGGAUUUGAGGGUGACAAAAACUCCUCUGUGGAGCUUUCCAGGCCAGCAGUGAAGUCUCUGGAGUGAAGGAUUCUCCCUGGUGUGGUGGAAAAUCCAAUUCCCUAUCCCUAAAAUCCUCCAGCAGAGACUGAGAUGCUUGGGGUAACACCACCCUCUCACCAUCAGCACUCCCCAAGGACAUUUGGAGCUGAAAAAUGGGGAAAAAACACAAUUAAAGCAGGUUUUAUUUUUAUAACAGGCUGUGACAAGACCCAGCCCAAGGCAGCUCAGGCUGGGGAGGGCUGGUGGGGUCAGAGGGGGCACUGCUGGGUGUGAAAAUCCCAACAGCCCCAUCCUGCCACUACCUGACAGCUCCUCUUCUGGCUGCAGAACCCAUAAAAAAUCCUGUCCCCAUUU
This is a messenger RNA of Calypte anna (Anna's hummingbird), 3014 nucleotides long. RefSeq names its product transcription factor CP2 (gene TFCP2). The record is from RefSeq and is a predicted model, not a curated record. Gene Ontology annotation, molecular function: RNA polymerase II cis-regulatory region sequence-specific DNA binding; DNA-binding transcription activator activity, RNA polymerase II-specific. Lineage: Eukaryota; Metazoa; Chordata; Aves; Apodiformes; Trochilidae. Gene Ontology annotation, cellular component: nucleus. Gene Ontology annotation, biological process: positive regulation of transcription by RNA polymerase II.